Messenger RNA from Aspergillus versicolor CBS 583.65, 2262 nucleotides. RefSeq names its product beta-ketoacyl reductase. The transcript has a single exon. The coding region runs from base 1 to 2262 and encodes 753 amino acids. Gene Ontology annotation, molecular function: phosphopantetheine binding; fatty acid synthase activity. Lineage: Eukaryota; Fungi; Ascomycota; Eurotiomycetes; Eurotiales; Aspergillaceae. The record is from RefSeq and is a predicted model, not a curated record. Gene Ontology annotation, biological process: secondary metabolite biosynthetic process; fatty acid biosynthetic process.
AUGUUCCCAGGUAUCGCACGCGUCCUUGAAAAUGAGAUACCGCAGCUGCGAACACAGGUUGUCAGUCUUGAGACGGGCAUAAAUGACCCGGUGGCAGCUCGAUACUUGGUUGAGGGUUUGCUGAGACUGCACGAACUGAGCGAGAAUGACGUGGCGAGUGAUAGAGACCAGCAAUUUUGGAAGCAGGAGUCUGAAGUUACGCUUCUUGCCACCGGUCAGGUCCUGAUUCCGCGGAUCAUUAUGGACAGCAGUCUGAACGAGGUGUACAUUGCAUCGACCCGGCCUAUGAAGAAGCUAGUGGAUUCAACAGACACUAUCGUCAAGGCGGUUCCAGGCGCGUCCAAGAUGACUCUGCAGGCUGGCACUGAGAUGACCACGAGUUGCACUUCUAUCUUGGUAAAAUACGCUGUGCAUAUUCCAGAUAAUCAAGGCGAUGGACUGUAUCUCAUUUAUGGGACUCGGAAUGGUAUAUCUGUGAUUGGCAUCUCGAAAUACAACUCUUCAGUGCAGUUAGGGUUAUCUGAUAUAUUUCCUGUUGACAACGAUACUGAUGUGAGCACGAUCAAAGCAAUCACCACCUGUUUACUCUCUAGAGCACUGUCCCUGAUUGCAGGACCCGUAUCGAGAGUCCUGGUGUAUGAGCCUCCGUCAGCAAUAGCUUCUCUAAUUACUACUGAUUUGAUGCGCGCUGAAGCACAAGCUUACUUCGUGACAUCGAAUCCUAAUGGACCGGCUGAUUGGAUCAAGAUCCAUCCUUUGACAUCGAAGCGUGAUAUCAGGCGUAUCAUCCCUACAGAUGUCAAGCUGUACGUGGACUGCACGCCAGAUAGUUCGGCUGCGAGCCAGGUCCAGUCGUGUCUUCCACCCACUUGCCCGCGGUGGCAUUUUGACAGCCAGCUCCUGAAGCAGAUCCUCCAGGGCGACCAGGUAAACAUUUCAACACUACUUGGAGAUGCAUAUAACACUGCCAAAGGCGUUUCCCAAGACGAAAGCGAUAUUAUCCCUGCAGCUCAGUUAGCAGGAACAGACCUUCGCCUGCUCAACAGACAAUACGUGACUGACUGGCAGCAGCACGAAUCUGGGCUGCUCGAAGUCACAAUUCCGCCUCUUUCAACGCAGAAUCUCUUCUAUUCCAACCGGACGUAUCUCAUGGUAGGCGCCGCUGGAGGCUUGGGACUCUCAAUCUGCCGCUGGAUGCUGCGUAACGGUGCAAAGUAUAUAGUAAUCACCAGUCGAAAUCCGCAAAUAAACACUUCUCUCCUCGAGGAUGCUCAUCACCAGGAAGCCAGAGUGCAAGUUAUUGCCAUGGACGUGACCAAAAAGGAGUCAGUGGAGGAGGUUAUUCACAAGAUCCGACAGACAAUGCCCCCAGUCGCCGGUGUCUGCAACGCGGCCAUGGUCCUAUCAGACUCUCUAUUCAUCGAUAUGGACAUUGACCAGCUAAAUGAUACACUCGCGCCCAAGGUCGACGGCUCCGAGAACCUCGAUGCCGUGUUCAGGAAUACAGAUACAGAUACGAAACUCGACUUCUUCAUCCUGCUCUCGUCAGCCGCUGCAAUCGUCGGCAAUGCCGGACAGGCAAACUACAACUGCGCCAAUCUCUACAUGGAAGCACUGGUGGAACAGCGCCGUGGCCGCGGUGACGCAGCCUCUAUAAUUCACAUUGGGUAUGUCGGGGACGUGGGUUAUGUGGCGCGUAAUUCCAGUAGCAUGAUGCAGCGGCAGUUCAAUACACUGCGGUCGAUGCCUUUAUCUGAGACGGAUGUGCAUCAUGCAUUUGCUCAGGCGAUUCGGGGAGGGAGGCCUGGUGCUGGAUCUUACAAUAUCAUUAUGGGCGUUCAACCUCCUACCGUGCCUCUGGCCCCGAACCAGCCUGUCGUGUGGCUAGGGAAUCCACGGUUUGGGCAUUUCGUUCCUUACACUAAGCUAGGAAGUAAGCAGCAGCAGAUGGUAGGGAAAUUAGGAGACGUCCGGAAGCUAGCGAUAGAGGCGCAGAGCGAAGAGGAUGCCGUGGCGGUUAUCGUGGGGGCUUUCUCGACCAAGUUGGAGUCUAUUUUGCAGCUGCCGCCGGGGUCUGUUGGAGAAAGUCCGAAACAGCCACUCGUUGAGUUCGGUAUUGACUCUCUUGUCGCGGUGGAGAUACGGACGUGGUUUGUGCGAGAGCUGGGCGCUGAGGUUCCUGUCGUGAAGAUUCUGGGGGGAGACUCGGUCUUGCAGUUGUGUCAGAUUGCGGUGCAGAGUGUGAGAAGCAAGAGUAGUUGA